UGCCUGCACUGCAAGUGUCCACAGGAGGAGCACAUGGUGACAGUGAUGCCGCUGGAGAUGGAGAAGACUGUCAGCAAACUCAUGUUUGACUUCCAGAGGAACUCCACCUCCGACGAUGACUCGGGCUGCGCCUUAGAAGAGUAUGCCUGGGUCCCGCCGGGUCUGAAGCCUGAGCAGGUCCACCAGUAUUACAGCUGUCUUCCAGAGGAGAAGGUCCCGUAUGUCAACAGCCCUGGAGAGAAGCUGCGGAUCAAGCAGCUUCUCCACCAGCUUCCACCACAUGACAAUGAGGUUCGAUACUGCAACUCUCUGGAUGAGGAGGAGAAAAGGGAGCUGAAGCUGUUCAGCAACCAGAGGAAGCGGGAAAACUUGGGCCGGGGCAACGUCCGGCCCUUCCCAGUCACCAUGACGGGAGCUAUAUGUGAACAGUGCGGAGGCCAGAUCAAUGGUGGAGACAUCGCUGUCUUUGCAUCGCGCGCCGGCCACGGUGUCUGCUGGCACCCACCCUGCUUCAUCUGCACUGUCUGCAACGAGCUGCUGGUGGACUUGAUCUACUUCUAUCAAGAUGGGAAGAUAUACUGUGGCCGGCAUCACGCUGAGUGCCUGAAGCCACGCUGUGCCGCCUGUGAUGAGAUCAUCUUUGCUGAUGAGUGCACAGAAGCGGAGGGCCGUCACUGGCAUAUGAAGCACUUCUGCUGCUUUGAAUGCGAGACAGUGCUAGGAGGUCAGCGCUACAUCAUGAAGGAAGGCCGACCCUACUGUUGCCACUGCUUCGAGUCCCUGUACGCCGAAUACUGCGACACUUGUGCCCAACACAUCGGGAUUGACCAAGGCCAGAUGACCUACGAUGGCCAGCACUGGCACGCCACCGAGACCUGCUUCUGCUGCGCUCACUGCAAGAAGUCCCUCCUGGGACGGCCGUUCCUCCCGAAGCAGGGCCAGAUUUUCUGCUCUCGGGCUUGCAGUGCCGGUGAGGACCCCAAUGGCUCUGACUCCUCUGAUUCUGCCUUCCAGAACGCCAGGGCCAAGGAGUCCCGGCGCAGCGCCAAAAUCGGCAAGAACAAGGCCAAGACCGAGGAGCCCGUGCUGACCCAGCACAGCCAGAUGCAGGUCGGUGCCAACCUGCUGUCGGCCGACGUGGACCCCCUGUCGAUGCAGAUGGACCUGCUCAGCCUGUCCAGCCAGACGCCCAGCCUCAACCGGGACCCCAUUUGGAGGAGCCGGGAUGAGCCCUACCAUUACGGGAACAAGAUGGAACAGAACCAAUCCCAGAGCCCCCUGCAGCUCCUCAGCCAGUGUAACAUCAGAACUUCCUACAGCCCGGGAGGGCAAGGCGCCGGGGCCCAGCCUGACAUGUGGGGCAAGCACUUCAGCAACCCCAAAAGGAGCUCGUCCCUGGCUAUGAAGGGGCACGGAGGUAGCUUCAUCAAGGAAUGCCGAGAGGACUAUUAUCCGGGCAGGCUGAGGUCCCAGGAAAGCUACAGCGACAUGUCCAGUCAGAGCUUUAGUGAGACCAGAGGGAGCAUCCAAGUCCCCAAAUACGAGGAAGAGGAGGAGGAGGAAGGGGGCAUGGCCACCCAGCAGUGUCGGACCCGCCACCCCAUCAGUUCCCUGAAAUACACUGAGGACAUGAUGCCCACUGAGCAGACGCCUCGGGGCUCCAUGGAGUCGCUGGCCCUGUCUAAUGCAACAGGCCUCUCCGCUGACGGUGGCGCCAAACGCCAGGAGCACCUGUCCCGAUUCUCCAUGCCUGACCUCAGCAAAGACUCCGGCAUGAACGUCUCGGAGAAGCUGAGCAACAUGGGCACCCUUAACUCCUCCAUGCAGUUCCGGAGCGCGGAGUCAGUGCGCAGCCUGCUGUCGGCGCAGCAGUACCAGGAGAUGGAGGGCAACCUCCACCAGCUCGGCAGCCCCCUCGGCUACCGGGACCUGCAGGCCCACGGCAGGAUGCACCAGAGCUUCGAUUUCGAAGGCCUGGCGGGCGGCAAGCUGGCCGGGCCCGAGGGCGCCAGGGCGCAGCCCAUGAGCGAGCGCACGCGCAGGAGAGCCACCUCUCGCGACGAGGGGCGCCGCUUCAGGCCCCACCGCUCCCGGCGCUCACGGCGCUCGCGCUCGGACAAUGCCCUGCACCUGGCCAGCGAGCGCGAGGCCCUCUCUCGAUUGAAAGAGAGGCCGCCUCUGAGAGCCAGGGAGGACUAUGACCAGUUCGUGCGCCAGCGGAGCUUCCAGGAGAGCCUGGGCCAGGGGUCCCGGAGGGACCUGUACGGCCAGUGCCCGAGGACUGUGUCGGAGCUGGCCCUGCAGAACGCCUUUGGGGAGCGGUGGGGACCCUACUUCGCUGAGUACGACUGGUGUUCCACCUGCUCUUCCUCCUCGGAGUCCGACAACGAGGGCUACUUCCUAGGGGAACCGAUCCCGCAGCCUGCGCGCCUGCGCUACGUGACCAGCGACGAGCUGCUGCACAAAUACAGCAACUACGGCCUCCCCAAGUCCUCCACGAUAGGAGGCCGGGGACAGCUGCACAGCCGGAAGAGACAGAAGAGCAAGAACUGCAUCAUCUCCUAA
Molecule: messenger RNA, 2565 nt
Organism: Elephantulus edwardii (Cape elephant shrew)
Lineage: Eukaryota; Metazoa; Chordata; Mammalia; Macroscelidea; Macroscelididae
Gene: PRICKLE2
Product: prickle homolog 2 (Drosophila)
Exons: 7
Coding region: 34-2565 (843 amino acids)
Molecular function (GO): zinc ion binding
Source: RefSeq, a predicted model, not a curated record